GGUGAUGCCAAAGAUCAAGCCGGGGACGAGCGGCCGCCGCCGCGAUCGACUUAAACAGAGCCGGGAGCUGAAGAGCGCCGGAGGACUCAUGUUCAACACGGGGAUUGGGCAACAUAUUUUGAAAAAUCCUCUCAUUGUUAACAGUAUUAUCGAUAAGGCUGCCUUAAGACCAACUGAUGUGGUGCUGGAAGUUGGACCUGGAACUGGCAAUAUGACUGUAAAGUUGCUAGAAAAGGCAAAAAAGGUAAUUGCCUGUGAACUUGACCCAAGACUAGUAGCUGAACUUCACAAAAGAGUUCAGGGCACGCCUCUGGCCAGCAAACUUCAAGUACUGGUGGGUGAUGUGUUGAAAACAGAUUUGCCAUUCUUUGAUGCCUGUGUGGCAAAUUUGCCAUAUCAGAUCUCUUCCCCCUUUGUCUUCAAGCUGUUGCUGCACCGACCUUUUUUCAGAUGUGCUGUACUUAUGUUUCAAAGAGAAUUUGCUCUCCGACUAGUUGCAAAGCCUGGAGAUAAAUUAUACUGCAGACUAUCUAUCAAUACACAGCUGUUAGCACGUGUGGACCAUCUGAUGAAAGUUGGAAAGAACAAUUUCAGGCCACCACCAAAGGUGGAAUCCAGUGUCGUAAGAAUAGAACCCAAGAAUCCACCACCACCUAUCAAUUUUCAGGAAUGGGAUGGCCUAGUAAGGAUCACCUUUGUUAGGAAGAACAAGACACUGUCUGCGGCAUUUAAGUCAAGUGCAGUGCAACAGCUUUUGGAAAAAAACUACAGAAUUCACUGUUCGGUCCAUAAUAUUAUAAUACCAGAAGAUUUCAGCAUAGCAGAUAAAAUACAGCAAAUCCUAACCAGCACAGGUUUUAGUGACAAGCGGGCCCGUUCCAUGGACAUAGAUGACUUUAUCAGAUUGCUACAUGGAUUCAACGCAGAAGGUAUACAUUUUUCUUAGGUAUCUGGAAAAGAGAAUUUUCAAGCCCAAGAAAAAGAAACCGCAAUUAUACAUAUCUAACAGAGAAGAUAAACUAUGCUUUUGCUCCACUGGAACACUAUGUGCUUGACUAGUUUUGAUUUAAUACUACCACUGUCACCAUUUAUUACUCUGAAGUUUUAUGGUAGUAAGUCAAUUCUAAGUACCCAAGUUUUUUUUUGGUUUUUUUUUUUUUUUUUUUUUGGUUUUGGUGUUUUUAAUAUUUAACAUAGGGCAGGGUCCAGUCUCUACACGGUAAUCUUUAAGAGCCGCAGGCACGCACAACUUUACACUUAAACUUAUUUCUAACAGUUUAUUGUAUAAAGAU
Panthera uncia (snow leopard) is the source of this 1292-nucleotide messenger RNA. It is a transcript of the gene DIMT1, whose product is annotated as DIM1 rRNA methyltransferase and ribosome maturation factor. Gene Ontology annotation, biological process: rRNA methylation. The transcript has 12 exons. Gene Ontology annotation, cellular component: mitochondrial matrix. Gene Ontology annotation, molecular function: rRNA (adenine-N6,N6-)-dimethyltransferase activity. The record is from RefSeq and is a predicted model, not a curated record. Lineage: Eukaryota; Metazoa; Chordata; Mammalia; Carnivora; Felidae. Bases 5 to 946 code for a protein of 313 amino acids.